Bolinopsis microptera is the source of this 2347-nucleotide messenger RNA. Its product is annotated as cAMP-dependent protein kinase catalytic subunit PRKX-like. Lineage: Eukaryota; Metazoa; Ctenophora; Tentaculata; Lobata; Bolinopsidae. Gene Ontology annotation, molecular function: cAMP-dependent protein kinase activity; ATP binding. The transcript has 9 exons. Gene Ontology annotation, cellular component: cAMP-dependent protein kinase complex; cytosol. The record is from RefSeq and is a predicted model, not a curated record. Gene Ontology annotation, biological process: signal transduction; peptidyl-serine phosphorylation. Bases 17 to 985 code for a protein of 322 amino acids.
GCAGGAUAUUAAUAAAAUGGGUGGCAAAGAUGAUGGAUUAACCCUCGAAAAUCUUACUCACAUAUGUACUUUAGGUACAGGAACAUUUGGACGGGUGGUUCUAACUCAACACAACUUGACAAAAGCCUACUACGCCCUCAAGAUUUUGAAAAUGUCAGAAAUACUGAGACUCCGACAGUUGGAACAUGUGAAGAACGAGAAAGAAAUCCUUCUCCAAGUAUCUCAUCCCUUUAUCAUUAAACUACAUGCAGUCCACAAAGAUAAAGCUCACGUGUUCAUGGUUCUGGAAUACUCCCCUGGAGGCGAACUGUUCACUUAUCUCAGAGCAGCUGGAAGGUUUCCAACAAGAACGGGACUGUUCUACGCAGCGGAGAUAGUAUCAGCUUUGGAUUAUCUACAUUCACUUAACAUCGUGUACAGAGACCUUAAACCAGAGAACCUGUUGUUGGACACAGAAGGUCAUAUCAAGAUAACUGACUUUGGGUUCGCUAAAACAAUCGCAGACAGGACGUGGACCCUCUGUGGUACACCGGAGUACCUUGCACCAGAGAUAAUCCAGAGUAAAGGUCACGGCAAGGGGGUCGACUGGUGGGCUUUGGGUAUCCUUAUCUACGAGAUGCUUGUUGGGUAUCCACCAUUUUACGACGAAAACCCUCUGGGAAUCUACGAGAAAAUUCUGGCUGGUCAUGCAGAGUUCCCUAGAUUUGUAGAUCCCACGAGCAAAUCGUUGAUAAGAAGUCUUCUGACAGUGGACAGGACGAGAAGAUUGGGAACAAUGAAAGAUGGCAGUGCGGAUGUGAAAAAACACAGAUGGUUCAGAGAGAUCAAGUGGGACGAUGUUCUGGACAGAAAACUUAAGCCACCGAUAGUCCCAAAAGUUGAGCAUGCAGGGGACUCCACUAACUUUGAGACAUAUCCAGAAGAAGACUGGCAAACAUCACAAGAUCUUCCAGAAACUGUUGUUCAGAAAUUUGACGAGUUUUGAGGGCUAGGGAUAGAAACAAGCGCUGCGAGCAGUGGUCAGAGAAGAUUGAAAUGCGGAAGAUUGGAUCAAAGAAAGGAUUUUAAUCCAGAAGCUGGUUAUUUUGAUCAUUCUAGUAUUCUAGUUGAAUGUUGACGACAAGUAUCCGCAGCAAACUGUUAGUUUUAGUGUUAGCCUAAUUAAUUAAAUAUCCUAAAUAUCUUGUUUAACUAGGUUAUGAUUUCGAGUAUUUUUGUGUACUCGGCCAAAUUCUGAUUAACUGGGGUCCUGUGCCUGGAUUUUGAUUUACAGGAAGUGUAAUAUAAUGCAUAGUUUAUAUCACUUUAAGACAUUCACUUUAAUUUAUUAUGUUAAUAAAAACGAAUGUAGCGCAGGAAAAUAUGUUCACUGUGUAAAUAUUUUAUGAAAGGACUAUACUUUUAGUCAGGGAUAGAAUGAUAAUCCGUUGGCAGUGAAUGUUUAAAAGGAUUUCAUGAAUAGAUAUACGGGACUUCCAUCUUUAUAAGUUUAACUAGUUACUAGACUCGUGGGCAAUCUUGCAUCUGGCGUUUGCACCAAUAUUUGGGCCUUAAACUUUUCUAGUUUGCCAAUUCUAAGAUUAAUCCAUUUUCAAUGUCUCCUGACGACUUUUCCUAUCCAGCACAAUGAUCAAAAUAUUAAUGCAUAUUAUGCAGUAACAAGUAACAUAAUAUGUCCUUAAAUGCUCGAUUUUAAAGUAAUCACUGAGGUCUUUGACGUUCUUAGCUCUAAAACUCAUUUUUUUCGACCUCAGAAUGUCAAAGACCCCAGAUUGAUGGUGAAAAGUACUAUAUCGUAGUGAAAUCGUUUUCAACAUCUAAUGCCGAUAAUGAUUGAUUGAUUCGCUGACUAACAAAUCUGUUGAAUGAUUGUAGAGAGUGAUCGUUCACAAAUAAGGCUCAGGCGAGCCAGUGAUAGGAGUUUGGGUGGGCAGAAUGUUUCGAACAGACUGGGAAACCGAAGUUCGUGGUUUAAUAUCAUUAUUUUCACUCCAAAUUUCAUUGGCGCCCGCCUUCUCUCUUGUCGUUAAAGCUGCAAUAUAAGGCCUAGUUCCAAGAUUCAGCAUGUUCCUCAAUAAGCUAUCAACAGAAGACAUAAGGGGCCGUCUGACAUCGCAAUAAAGCUGCUCAUUCGGUCAGUGAACGAUCUUUAUUAUAUUCCUGGAUAUGACCCACUAUUCCUACAUAUAUAGAUAUAUUGAGGUGUUCUGAUGAAAGUGAAACUGUAACCUGGGCCCUUAACAUUGGUGUACUAAUAUGUCAACAAAAUCAUAAUGACACGCUUAUUAUAGGCUCUUGAUUACCAUUGAAUUAUUUAACAGUUUAAUUUGAAUGUUCAGUUAUAUAU